Truncatella angustata is the source of this 495-nucleotide messenger RNA. RefSeq names its product Prefoldin. Bases 1 to 495 code for a protein of 164 amino acids. Lineage: Eukaryota; Fungi; Ascomycota; Sordariomycetes; Amphisphaeriales; Sporocadaceae. Gene Ontology annotation, cellular component: prefoldin complex; cytoplasm. The record is from RefSeq and is a predicted model, not a curated record. Gene Ontology annotation, biological process: protein folding; regulation of DNA-templated transcription. The transcript is spliced from 4 exons.
AUGUCGGGCCAAGCUCAAGGUCAAGGCGGAGGUGGAGGAGAGACUGUCAAUCUCGACACGCUCAGCGCACCGCAACUCAGCCAGGUCAAGAAGCAGCUCGACGAGGAACUUGAGCACCUGACGUCCUCUUUUACACAGCUUGCUGCUGCUCAGUCCAAGUUUCGAGAAUGCCUCAGGUGUGUGCAGGGCGGCAAGUCACCUGCCCUUGAGGAGGACAAGUCCAUUCUCGUACCCCUGACCAACUCACUCUACGUUCGAGGAAAGCUGGCCAGUGCCUCGCAUGUCAUUGUCGAUGUUGGCACCGGUUUCUACGUCGAGAAGGAUAUCAAGUCGGCCACCGACUUCUAUACCAGCAAGGUAAAUGAAGUUGGCAGCAAUAUCAAGGAGUUGGACAACAUCAUACAGUCCAAGACCAACAAUGUGCGCGUGAUAGAAGAGGUUCUAAGACAGAAGAUGGCGGCCGCACCACAACAGCAGCAGCAACAACAAGCCUGA